AUGAACCCAGAGAAUGAUAUGGUGCUGGUUAUGACCCUCCUCAGCAUUGUGACCCUGAUCACUGCCUUACUGAACAUUUCAGUCAUACUUGCGAUCAUGAACACCAAAAAACUCCACAUACCCGCCAACUACCUGAUCUGUUCUUUGGCUGUCACUGACUUCCUGGUGGCCAUCUUGGUGAUGCCCCUAAGCGUCCUCUACAUCGCCACAAAGAGGUGGAUGUUGGGAUAUGUAGUCUGUGAGGCGUGGCUGAGCGUGGACAUGAUCUGCUGCACCUGCUCCAUCCUGCAUCUAUGUGCCAUCGCCCUGGACCGCCACUGGGCCAUCACCAACGCCCUGGAGUACGCCUGCAAGAGAUCCCCGCGCCGCGCUGCCAUCAUGGUCACCAUCGUGUGGACCAUCUCCAUCCUCAUCUCAGUGCCGCCUCUGUUCUGGAGGCACAGCGGGGAUGACAACUUCGGUAACUACACCAAGUGUAUCAUCGAGCAUGACCACAUUGGCUACACCAUCUACUCCACCUUCGGGGCCUUCUACAUCCCCAUGGCCCUCAUUCUCAUCCUCUACUACAGGAUCUUCAUUGCUGCCCGGACCUUGUACCACAAACGGAGCUCCUCUGGGAGCCUGUGUAAGAGGAGAGCUAGCAGCCACAAAUGCCUCAGUAGCUGCCGCAUCGCACCAACGUCUCUCUGUGCGUCUGAGCUGUCUACCUCGGAUCCCGUGCUAAACACAGAGCUGAAUAGAGUCAAUGAUCCCACCGGCCCAAGCCAGGUAGCGGGGAACUGGAGGACUUGUGAUGAGAGGACCCAGAUCUGUGCCUCCAGAGAGAGGAAGGCUGCCCGCACACUGGGCCUCAUCCUGGGGGCUUUUACCCUAUGCUGGCUGCCUUUCUUUGUUAAAGAGUUGCUGGUGGGCAUCCAGGUGUUUCAUGCCUCAGCACAGGUGUCGGACUUCCUCACGUGGCUGGGAUAUGUUAAUUCACUCAUCAACCCCCUGCUCUACACCAGCUUCAAUGAGGACUUCAAAAAGGCUUUUAAGAAACUGCUCCGAUGUAACAAGCGCAAAUAG
Oncorhynchus nerka (sockeye salmon) is the source of this 1065-nucleotide messenger RNA. Its product is annotated as 5-hydroxytryptamine receptor 1E-like. Gene Ontology annotation, cellular component: dendrite; plasma membrane. The record is from RefSeq and is a predicted model, not a curated record. Gene Ontology annotation, biological process: adenylate cyclase-inhibiting serotonin receptor signaling pathway; G protein-coupled receptor signaling pathway, coupled to cyclic nucleotide second messenger; chemical synaptic transmission. The transcript has a single exon. Lineage: Eukaryota; Metazoa; Chordata; Actinopteri; Salmoniformes; Salmonidae. Gene Ontology annotation, molecular function: neurotransmitter receptor activity; G protein-coupled serotonin receptor activity. The coding region runs from base 1 to 1065 and encodes 354 amino acids.